Molecule: messenger RNA, 498 nt
Organism: Punctularia strigosozonata HHB-11173 SS5
Lineage: Eukaryota; Fungi; Basidiomycota; Agaricomycetes; Corticiales; Punctulariaceae
Exons: 1
Source: RefSeq, a predicted model, not a curated record
GUGUUAGUAUUUGGCGCGUACAAACGAGUUGACAGGAAAAUCAAGCCAGUACCUGGAGUAUACCCAGAGGAUGCCAAGGUAACCAGGCAGUUUCCUCGCAACCCUCUGACUGGCUUGACAAAAUUACCGGAGCGCCCACCUGACUUUACUCCAACUCAGAAAAUAACCCAAGAACGGAUGAAUGCUAUGGACAUAAAUAGUGAUCACUACUUAUGGCCGGAAGAGGAGAAACUGAUAAAGCAUGUUCUAGUUAAGAAUGAACGUGCGCUCGCGUUCGAAGACUAUGAAAGGGGAAUUUUCAGAGACGACUAUUUUUCGCCAUAUAUUAUCCCUGUGGAACCGCAUGUCCCUUGGGAGCAUCCAAACAUACCCAUACCUCCAGGACACAGAGAGGAAGUUAUCCGCAUGCUCAAAGAAUUCAUCGCUCAUGGAGUAUACGAACCAAGUCAAUCGUCAUAUCGGUCAAAGUGGUUCUGCGUAGCAAAGAAAAAUGGCAAG